Molecule: messenger RNA, 333 nt
Organism: Helianthus annuus (common sunflower)
Lineage: Eukaryota; Viridiplantae; Streptophyta; Magnoliopsida; Asterales; Asteraceae
Source: RefSeq, a predicted model, not a curated record
AUGAUUUUAACCCUACUAAAUUGCGAAAAAGAAAUAUUAGAACCAGAGAUUGUAGGGCUUUACCCUAAAGGGAGCCCUUCCAGAAAUUCUCGACGGCCAAGGGAGACCCAAAGCCGAGGAGGGGGUUUGGAAAUAGUUUUCAACCAGCAAUUGACGCGCCUCGGUUAUUACCUCAUUAGCUGCGUCAUUGCCCCAAGCGCAAAGAUACUUUUUUUCAUUUCCACAACCCCCGUCUUUUAUAUCCCAACACCCCUCCCCCUUUCAUACCCUCCUCCGAUGUGGGAUCAAUCACAAACUCAAAACUUCUUUCACAGCCAUUCAAUUUGCUUUUGA